AUGGCUAAUCCAGCAAAAAUAAUAAUUAUAACAUCUGAUGAAGAUAUUAUUCGUCAAUUUGCUUUUAACAAAAAUAAAAAUACAUAUAUUAUUGAUAUGGAUAAUAAUAAUAAUAAUAAUAAUAGACAAAUAAUACCUAUUGAAAAAAAUGAUAAUAAUACUAUUAAGUCAAAUUUUCUUCCUGAAUUAACUAGAAAUGAUCAAAUUAAUAAGCGAACAAUUGAUACUACUGAUCAUAAUCAAUCAAAAUCAGUUAAAACACGAAAGAAAUCAACUGAUCUGAUUUGUACUAUUUGUGGUGAUCGUGCUAUUGGAUAUAAUUAUGCGGUUCUUUCAUGUGCAUCAUGCAAAGCUUUUUUUCAUCGAAAUGGUCAUCAAGAUUUGAAAAGAUUCAAAUGUUUAACAGAUCAUGGUCAAUGUGUAAUUGAUUAUUUGAUAAGUCGUAAAUGUUUUAGAUGUCGACUAGAACGAUGUUUUGCUAUGGGAAUGAGAAAAGAUUUAAUUUUAAAUCAAGAACAAAUUCAACGAAGAAAAGAUUCAGGAAGAAAUCGAAAUAUUUCAUCAAAACGUUCAUCAACAAUAGAAUUGACAAAUUCAUUAUCAACAUCAAAUUCCAAACCUAAUUCCGAAUCUAUUUUACUAACAUUUGAUGAAAUUGAUCGUCUAUUCAUGGAUAUGAAUCAAAAUAAUGAUAAUAUUAUUGUUCGUCAGAGCAUUGAUUCAAAUCAGAUAGAAGAAAACAUACUGGCAGAAUCAUUAACUGUUGAAGAUUUAGAAGCUAUUAACAAAAUUCAAUCAUCAUUUUUAUCUAUUGUCAAUGAAUGUGAAGAGUUUACUAAUUUUGAUGAUCCGUUCGAUCGUAGUUCUGAAUUAAUUUGUUGUUUACAAUUUAACAAUGAAAUUGCUCUUCAUAUUAUUAAAUUUUGUCGUCUAAUUGAGAAAUUCGAAAAACUAAAUGCUGAUGAUCGUUUUAUUAUGAUUAAAUAUAAUCUUAUUCUUCUCUUUUGUGUCUCGACAUGUUAUAUAGCUGAACAGAUAAAUGAUUGUUCUUCAAAUAGAGAGCAUGAAGAAAAACGGCAAAUGUAUAUAUUAUGUAAUCAAUCAGAUUAUAUAUAUGAAAUGGUCGUAAAUUUAAGUGUUACUUUCAAUGAUAUUAUUGAAAAGGAUGACGUAUUAUUAUCUCUUCUUCUCGUUGUUUUCCUAUUUUCUAAAGGUUUAUCAAUGAAUGAGAAUGAACCAUCAUUUAAAGAUUCAUUAGCUGUAUAUCGAGCUCAAUCUUAUUAUAUAAAAUUAUUGUGGAAUUAUAUAAUUAAAAAACAAGGUGAAACAAAAACAUGCAAACAUUUUAUCAAAUUACUGUCUGCUACCUUUCGAGCUCAGUCAGUAGCUCUAAGAUUUCGACAAUUUCUUAGUAGUCAAGUGACAACAUUAGAUGCUAUCGACGAUAUUGCACCGCUUAUGCAAACUAUUCUACAUAUUUCUUAG
Rotaria sp. Silwood1 is the source of this 1485-nucleotide messenger RNA. Lineage: Eukaryota; Metazoa; Rotifera; Eurotatoria; Philodinida; Philodinidae. The record is from the annotation of a GenBank genome assembly.